Molecule: messenger RNA, 1993 nt
Organism: Paramecium sonneborni
Lineage: Eukaryota; Ciliophora; Oligohymenophorea; Peniculida; Parameciidae
Source: the annotation of a GenBank genome assembly
AUGGAUUUUCAUCAUAAAAAUAAUGAUCGAAAUAAUAAACAUUUGAAUGAUAAAUCAAAUUAUGAUCGAAAUGAAAAGUAUAAUGAUAGAAAUAAUGAUCGUAAUAAUGAAAGAAAUAAUGAAAGAAAUAAUGAAAGAAAUAAUGAUAGAUAUGAUAAUAAAAAUGAUAGAAAAAGAAAGGAUCGUCAUUAAAAGAGAAAAAAUAGAAAAUAUUCAUCAUCAAGCAUAUCUAGACCAUCAUCUUCAGUAUCGGUUUCUGUUUCAUAAUCAGAAUCAUCAUCAAGUUCUGAAAAAAUACCUCGUUAUAGGCCUAAAAAUCAUGAUAAUAUGGUAUUAUUGUUGGAAAAUUUACCAGAAGAUUUAACAAAGUAAUAAUUAGAUAGUGCUUUUAAUGAAGCAGCAAUGGAAGCAAAUGUAAUUCCUCAUGAAGAAAUAUCUAUCAUAAAUGCAUUUGGGUAAGCUUACAUAAAAUAUUGCACUGUUGAUUAUGCAAGAAAGGUUUUAAUAAAUUUAAAAGGUAAAAUAUAAAUAGGAGAACAUUCUCUUAAUGUAGAUUUUUAUGAUGAUACUAGUGGUAGAUUGAGAAGAGUAAUGAAUAUAAUAAUAAUAAUUAGAAUAGACAUGAAUUAAAAAAUAGUUUAAUUAAUUAGCCUCCUACAAGUUAUGAUUGGAUAUGUGAUAAAUGUGGAUAUGAGAAUUUUGCAAAAAGACAUAAAUGCAAUAAAUGUUUAAAUCCAAGGAAUAUUAAUUGUAAAAUAUUGAGCGUUAUGAUGGCUCCUCCUACUGGAUUUACAGAUGAUUCUAUAUGUAAUACUAGUCUAAUGAUAAAAGCAAAAGUAUUUAUUUUUCUUUAUUAAAUAAAGUCUAUUGCUGAUGCCACAGAUAGUGAUAUAUUAGAUAUAUUUGCACCUCUUGCUGCUGUUAAAGAUAUAAGAUUAGUCAAAAAUAAAGUACCUAAAGAUCCUAGAAUGAAAGAAUAAAAGGAUUUUGCUUUUGUUGAAUUCUUUAGUGUUGAAGAUGCAGAAAAUGUUUAUAGAUAUGUAACUUAGAAUGAAGUCAGACUUCAUGGUGAUUAAUUAAUUAUCUAAUAUUCAAGAAAUAAUAGAGCUUCACGAUAUGAAGAUCAUUCAAAGCCAUUUGGGUAAUCUAUAAGGCUAAAUUUAGAUUUUAUCCAAAUAACUAAUUUGUGAUGUAACCUUAAGGACCUAUACAACAAUAGAUUCCUUCAUAAAUAUCAUCUUAACUUCCCUCUUAAGUUAAUCCAUAAUAGUAAACAUAAUAACCAUAAGAUAUUAUCUAAUAAUAAUAGCCAUAAAUGCAAAUUCCAUUGCCAAUACAAAUACCUAUGCCUCAUUAACUUCCUUAAAUUCCAACUAUUUAACAUACAUAAUCAUCACAAACAUAAGCUAUUCCUUAGAUACCAAUUCAAAUGCCAGAAGUUUCUAUUGUUUAACCAAUAGUUUAAGCACCAUAUUAAACUGCUUAAUUAGCUUAAGAAAGAAUCAUACUUAAAUAAGAAUAGAAACUUACUUUAUCUACUCCACCUAUGAAUUUAAUGUCACAACUUCCAUAAAAAAUAUAUACUCCCAAACUUUCAUCAUAAUCAUAACCAAAUCAAUAAUAAUCUUAAUAAUAAAAAAAAUAAUAAAAAAUAGAGGAAACAGCAGAAGAAGAAGUUAAAUCUGAUAAAGAAGAUGAUUAACCACCUCCUAUUCCUAAUAAAUCUAUAAAUAAAGUACAACCUUAAUUAACUGAAGCAUAAAUUAGAAAAAAAGCAGAAUUAGAAUUAAAAAAAUGGGAAAAAUUAUAAUAAAUUAAAAAACCAGAAGUUAAAGUAACCCCUUCAAAACCUAUUAUUAAUUAAGUUGAGGCUUAAACUAGAUUGAUAUUAUAUAUUUGUCCUAUCUGUAGAAGAAAAUUUCCAAAUGAAGAAGUUAUGAAUUAUCACUCUCUUAAUUCUGAGAUGCAUAAGUAAAAAUUAUUAUAGAUGUGA